Messenger RNA from Racocetra fulgida, 811 nucleotides. The record is from the annotation of a GenBank genome assembly. Lineage: Eukaryota; Fungi; Glomeromycota; Glomeromycetes; Diversisporales; Gigasporaceae.
UAUAGUUUUCCGAAAUCUGAUGUAUAUAUUAAAGAAAUUCAAAAAGAGAUUUCAAAGCAAUUGCAAAUCCAGGAGCAAAACAAAUUGGCUAAAUCACAAGCUACAAACAUAGUUAUCGAUAAAGGCGAUCAAAUUGCUAUCUCGCAAAAUAACAAUGUAACUGACGCAUCGGAUGUAUCUACAGUGGGAGUAGAUAUUCAUUGUUCGACAACGGAACUCAGUGAUGAAAAUUUGGUUGGGCAAACACUUAAAGACGAUAACGAAGGAGUUUGUGAAACGAAAUCAGAUGAUAUCGUUUUAACCAACGACUUUGGAGAAUCAAGUGAUACUCCCGAUGUACCACUUCGUGCCUGUGAAAAGAAAAAGAUAUCAUUCAAAGACAAAUUAUAUCUUGCUCCAUUGACUACAGUUGGUAAUCUUCCUUUUCGUCGCAUAUGUAAAGAGUUUGGAGCGGAUAUUACAUGCGGUGAAAUGGCAAUGGCCACAAAUUUGCUUCAGGGACAACAAAGCGAGUGGGCAUUAUUGAAAAGACAUGUUAGUGAAGAUAUGUUUGGUGUUCAAAUUUGUGGAUGCAAGGCACAGCAUAUGGUGAAAUGUACCGAAGUAUUGUCUAAUGAGAUUGAAGUUGAUUUUAUUGAUGUCAAUUUGGGAUGUCCAAUAGACUUGGUUUAUAAUAAGGUAAGAUUUGGUGAAUAUUUACAAGCAUUACAGAAAAAACAUGGCUCAUAUAUUGUUUUGGACUUAGGGAGGGGGGACUGCACUUUUGCGACACGAUGGAAAAUUAGGGAAGAUACUUCGUGGCAUGAACAGG